This is a messenger RNA of Oryza sativa Japonica Group (Japanese rice), 725 nucleotides long. Its product is annotated as sterol carrier protein 2. Lineage: Eukaryota; Viridiplantae; Streptophyta; Magnoliopsida; Poales; Poaceae. The record is from RefSeq and is a predicted model, not a curated record. Gene Ontology annotation, cellular component: cytosol.
AGCAAAUGAAAUUGAAAGAGUUCAAUGCAACCACUAACAGUCUAACAACAUGAUAAGGCCUCCGCAACCAAGUCCCGUGUCGUUACGUCUGCAAGGUGGAUGUAGUUUAUCCAUAAAAAGCCCUCCAGAUCAAUGCCCCAAGAACACAACUCCGUCUCUCACCUUCAAUCAAACUACAGAAAUCUGAACCAAAAAUCGUGCGACGCGAUGGAAGGGAGCAACCUCAAGUCGGCUGCGCUACUGGAGCAGUUGCAUGUCCACCUCGCGUCCGGCGCCGGCAAGGAGCUCGUCGAAAUGAUCGGCUUCGUCUACCAGCUCAACAUCUCUCCCAAGAAACUCGGUUUCGACGAGGAGGUAUUCAUCGUCGUCGAUCUCAAGAAGGGCGUCGUCUCCAAAGGGCCGUACGAGGGGAAGCCAGACGCGACCUUCUCCUUCACGGACGACGAUUUCCUGGCCAUCUCCAGCGGUAAGCUGAACCCUCAGAUGGUGUUCAUAAUGGGCAAAUUGAAGAUCAAGGGGAGUAUAAGCGCGGCGCAGAAGUUCACGCCGGACUCGAUCUUCCCCAAGCCAUCCAAACUGUAGGGUUGAGUGGAGUUCGACAAUUAAUACAAACAGGCAGUUGGAGUAGUAAUUUUAGUCUGAAAAAUAGUUCAGAGAUGUUCUUGUGGUACCAUAGAGAUGCUGUUGGCGUUCCCCUCGAGCUUGUUUUCAUAAGAUGCGGAAAA